AUGAGCGCAUUAUCAUGGCUCAAGCCGAAUGCAAAGAUAUCUCUAUUCCACUGCGAAAGUAACCCACUGCUGCUAACCAAAAAGGCUUCAGGCGACGAUGGUCAGGGGAAAGAACAAAUCAGCCUUGUAGACGUCUGCCGACAAGCCACACCAUCAACAUGCAACCUCAACCCAUUGCUAUUCAACGGCCACUUGCAGACCGCCUGGACCACGCUCAAGGAGAGUGUAGAAAUCCCGGUGUACUACAAGCGCAAGAUUUUCGAGCAGGAGGACGCUUUAUUUGCAGGACAGUUUGCAGUUGAUUUCGUUGUGCCGCCGUACGAACAGCCGGUGGACGAGGAAGCCACUGACGCAGCACGAAAAUAUACUCUCCCAUCGGGCCUUCCAUCACGAACGGCCCUUUUCUCUAAAGAUGAAUUGGAGUCGUUGCCGUCCGAUGACAGCAGACCGAUGCUUAUUGCCCUGCACGGCUUAACAGGCGGAUCUCACGAGGUCUAUCUCAGAUCCGUGCUGGCUCCUCUCGUCCUGCAGGAUCGGGGCUGGGAGGCAUGUGUUAUCAAUGGGCGAGGUUGCGCGCAAACAAAGAUUAGCACUCCAGUGCUAUUCAAUGCGCGCGCAACAUGGGAUGUUCGACAGUUGGUUAAAUGGUUGCGCAAAUCUUUUCCGAACCGUCCUUUGUUCGGCAUCGGGUUCUCCCUCGGAGCUAAUAUUUUGUCUAAUUAUCUCGGUGAAGAAGGUGAGAAUUGUGAGCUCAAGGGCGCUGUGGUCUGUUCCAACCCGUGGAAUCUGGACCUGUCAAACAGCGUCUUGAAACAGAGCUGGAUAGGGACGGAGGUAUACUCUUCUGCAUUGGGCGCUAAUCUCGUCCGCCUUUUCAACGAACAUGCCGACGAACUAUCAGAUCAUCCGCUCCUGAAAGUAGCAGAUGUGCAGAAGGUCAGAUACAUUUACGAGUUUGAUAGGGUCGUGCAAUGCGCCUUAUGGGGAUACCCAACUGAAGGCGCUUACCACCGGGAUGCCUCUUCUACAGAUUCUCUUCUGGCAAUUAAAAUCCCGUUCCUAUCCAUCAAUGCCGAGGAUGACCCGAUCUCCGUCAAAGAAGCAAUACCGUACAAUGAGUUCCAGCAAACGCCAUACGGGGUCCUGCUGACCACGUCCUGGGGAGGCCAUCUGGGAUGGUUUGAAGUUGGAGGGUCGCGAUGGUUUGUUAAACCGGCAGCAGAUUUUCUCGACUUGCUAGCGACGCAAGUCGACCUGACAGUUGCUCCAGUUCAAAGCAAGCAACCCGAGAAACCCGUUGCCAACGGUAAUGGCCAUAAAGAAGUCGAUCAACCCAACUUCCAUCCCAUGCGUCGUAAAUUAUUCUGGGAUACCCAUCAACAAUGA
Messenger RNA from Talaromyces proteolyticus, 1386 nucleotides. Its product is annotated as hydrolase, alpha/beta fold family protein. The coding region runs from base 1 to 1386 and encodes 461 amino acids. Gene Ontology annotation, biological process: medium-chain fatty acid catabolic process; medium-chain fatty acid biosynthetic process. The record is from RefSeq and is a predicted model, not a curated record. NCBI's taxonomy places the organism in Eukaryota, Fungi, Ascomycota, Eurotiomycetes, Eurotiales, Trichocomaceae. The transcript is spliced from 6 exons. Gene Ontology annotation, molecular function: acetylesterase activity; monoacylglycerol lipase activity.